Lolium perenne is the source of this 894-nucleotide messenger RNA. RefSeq names its product putative ripening-related protein 4. Lineage: Eukaryota; Viridiplantae; Streptophyta; Magnoliopsida; Poales; Poaceae. The record is from RefSeq and is a predicted model, not a curated record.
CAAACUUGGAUGGCAAUUGCUGCUCCGUGGGCUCUAUAUAAAGAAGCAGAUUGAUCAACAUAUCCUUGCACAAGAAGGAAGGUUGCGAGCAACUGACAAACAUGGCUAACACGAAGCUGCUGGUCGUGUUUGCUCUCUUGCAGGUCCUGUCACUCCACCUCCACAUCCAUGGCGUCUCCUCCGCGGCCAGCAUCACGCACAAGCACCAGAAGCCCGGAGGCAGCUGCCACAUCAGCGGCUUCCUGCAGGGCAAGACUCACAAGUGCAACAAGGACCACGGGUCCGAGUGCUGCGCCGCCGGUCGGCGCUACCCGCAGUUCAAGUGCUCGCCCCCGGUGUCGGCCAAGACGCCGGCGACCCUGACGCUGAACAGCUUCGCCGCCGGGGGAGACGGAGGCGGCAAGUCCUUCUGCGACAACCGCUUCCACCCGGACAGCCAGAAGGUGGUGGCGCUGUCCACCGGGUGGCUGCGCCUCGACGGCACGCGCAGGUGCAACAAGAUGAUCCGCAUCAACGGGAACGGGCGAUCCGUGCUGGCCAAGGUCGUCGACGAGUGCGACUCGGUGAACGGCUGCGACGCGGAGCACAACUUCGAGCCGCCGUGCCCAAACAAUGUCGUCGACGGGUCGCCGGCCGUGUGGAAGGCGCUGGGGCUCAAGGAGUCCAUCGGAGAGUUCAAGGUCACUUGGUCUGAUGUGUGAGCUAUGCCACAUUGAUAUGGAGAUCGACCUCGCGUUAUUCUACACGUAGAGGAGGUAUGCACGUGUAGAAACUAUGUACUUCUCACUAAAAUUAUGUGUGCGAUGCUACUCUCGGUGUCGGAGUAGCUGCUAAUUAAAUAAUUAGGACACUUGUUAUGUAUUUGAUAUUUUCCCAAAUUUAUGUAUUUGUCAU